GUCAAGGUGCAUUCCAACAUAAAGCAUUCCAAGUAGGCGAGGGCGUAAAGUAUUCCAUGUGGUUUAAAAUUCUUCAUUAAUUAAAUUACGGGUUCAGGUUUAAAAGUUAGAUUUGAAUCGGUUUGGGUUUCAAGCUAGAGGCAUACAUAGAGUUUUUUUAUUUUGAAUAAUCAAGUUCGGAUGGGCUCAGCAAUGGCGGAACGGAACGAGACAAACGGUCACGGGGUGGUCGUCUAUGACUUCUGGAACGACGCCGUUGUCCAGUCGGACUCCUCUGUUUCCAUGGGUUUUCCGGCGGGCGGGUCGUCUUCGUCGGAAUCACUGUUUUUCUGCGACGGCGAUGGCUCCGCCGGGAAGGGGGAGGCCGGGAGAGUGCCGCCCCUGAAUAGCCGCCGUGGAUCUGGUGCUAGAAACUCUGCUUCCGGCGGCAGAGUGUUCCCCUGCCUCUACUGCCCCCGCACGUUCUGCACUUCCCAGGCUCUCGGCGGCCACCAGAACGCCCACCGGCGCGAGAGAGCCGCCGCCGGCCGCCGUCGAGCACUCUGUCCCUCCGCCGCCGUGAACCAGUACUGCAGUCCGAAUAUCACUCCCGAGCAGCUUCCCUCUUCCGCCACCGCGGGCUAUUACUGCUUCCAACCUCCCAUGCUCCUCCACCACCCGACCGCCGGCGGGUUCCUCCCAGUGGACGGCGGGCACCACUUCUUCGCUUCCGGCCCAUCCCAAUCGGCCUUCUGCGAUCUUCUGGCCGACGGCGAAGUCGUCUUUCUGAGCAAUAACUGUUCCGGGUCGUCGCCGCCGCCCCUGUCAUCAUUGGAGACUCUCUCCCGCCCCAGCGCCGCCGCCACUCCAUCUCCGCCGCAGCAUCUCGAUGACAUCAGCAUUGAUCUCACCCUUCAUCUCUAGACCAGAUUUCUACGAGUAAUAAAAAACAAUUUUGCUC
Messenger RNA from Cuscuta campestris, 940 nucleotides. Lineage: Eukaryota; Viridiplantae; Streptophyta; Magnoliopsida; Solanales; Convolvulaceae. The record is from the annotation of a GenBank genome assembly.